This is a messenger RNA of Galleria mellonella (greater wax moth), 1915 nucleotides long. Its product is annotated as golgin subfamily A member 4-like. NCBI's taxonomy places the organism in Eukaryota, Metazoa, Arthropoda, Insecta, Lepidoptera, Pyralidae. The coding region runs from base 27 to 1838 and encodes 603 amino acids. The transcript has a single exon. The record is from RefSeq and is a predicted model, not a curated record.
UAUACUCAUAACAAUAUUAAAAAAUUAUGGAUGAAAAUGAUUGUUCAAGUCUUGAUAUUGAAUUUAAACGAUAUUUGCAAAUAUUGCGCCCCUAUUUGAGCCAACUGAGAGAUCAAUAUGUGAUCGACGUUUGUAAUGCCUGGAUUCAAAGGCUUUCGAACUGUAACGAAAAGGAAAAAAGCCAUCGAAAUAAGUAUAUAUUUGCGUUAUGUUAUCAGUUAGCUAGAGGUGAACUGGAGGAGCCAUUUUUUAAAUAUCCUGUGAAUAAUAGCCCACUACCACAACUGCCUGAUGAAACAUACAGCGACGAUUCAUCGAGUGAAAUAGAAUAUGUUGAUAUUAAUGGAGAUAAAGAUAAUGCAAAAACUUUAUUUAAUAAUGAAAAGACUCUUAUGUCGGAUACAGAAAAUCCUUCCCAAGACAACGAUAUUAAAGAUUUAGAUAAAAACAAAGAUAAAGAUGUUGGAAAUAAAUUAGUCGAUAAAAAAUGCAAUAUACCAAUACAAAAUCAAACUAUUCUUUGUUAUAGUUGUCCAGAAAGUUUAAAGAAACAUACUUAUUUCAAUUUUCCAGAAGACGACUAUGAAUAUAGAACUCAAAAUUUAAUAAAGAAAUUAAGAGAAAUAAAAACAGAAAAUAUGCUUUUACAUAAUGAAUUAAUAGCUCUGAAAAAAGAAUCUAAAAUGAAAUCUGAUUUUAAAGAAUCAGAUGAUAAUAUAACUAGAAUAGAUAAUGCAACAAGUGCUUACUUUCAUAUUAAUGAAAGCAAUUCAACACUAAUGUCAAUUAAAUUAAAACUACAAGAAGUUCAAGAUUCUAGAAAAAAUCUUAUUCAAAGUAUAGAAAUACUACAAGAAAAAUUAGAUAACUACGAUGAUAUGAAAAAUCAUGAGAUCGAAGACAUAGAAACUAGACAUAAAUUGGAAAUAAUAGCAGUUAAAUCUGCAAUUAAAGAAGAAAUUACAGAAACGUACAAAAAGAAAUUUGAGGAAUUAAGAUAUGAAUAUGAAACUAAAAUCGAAGAUGUUGAAAAUAAAAUUAUAUCUGAAAAACUUAAUAUCUCCUUCGACAAAGACAAUAUCAUUGCUGAGAAAGAUAGUUUAAUUAGAAAAAAAGAUGCUGAAAUUAAUCAACUACAGUAUUUAACAGAAGAACAAAAGAAGCAAUUAGAAAACAUUUUAAAUAAGUGUUCAGAAAAUUCAAAAGACCUCUCUACGGAAAAUCUAAAAUUUAAAAUGGAAGAAUUAGAAAAACGAUUAAGCAAAGCAGAGAAAUCUAAAACCAAAUGCAUUAAGCUAUAUGAAGCAAAACUAGCCCAAUUACAAAAAGAGAAGCAUAUGACUGAAAGCUCAUUACAGCUCCAACUAGCCGCACAGAGAGCCCAAACUAUUAAUGAGAUUUCUGACGAAAACCAAUCUGAUUUGAUUACAGCUUUAAACAAAUUGGAAGUUAAAUAUAAAAAUAUCGUUGCUAACGUUCAAGCUACCACUAUUCAAAGGAGAUUGCAUGACCAGGCAGCGUUAGAUUCUUUAAUUAAAAAAUCAUGCGGAAUUCAAAGUGAAAAUAUGUGUGGAAAUUAUACGCCGGGAACAAACCAUACCCAAUCUUCAGGUAGACCAUCGCAAAAUCAGGGCAGAGACGAGAAUCAAAGCUACGAUAGUGAGAUAUCAUCCCUAAUGCGAGGUAAUAGAGUUGGUAAUGUUGUUGUAGGUAAUAAAUCAUUCGGGGAAGAUAGCAUAAUAGCCGGAUAUUGUCUCGAUGGGGAAAGGAUGGGUCAACUAUUCGAGAGAGUAUGCAUUCCUCAAAGGGACAUUGGAGAUGGGUCUCUGAAGAAGUAGUUAAACAAUCCGCUAACUAUUUCGAGAAUGCUUUGUAAAUAAACUUGUUAUAUUAUAACAAAGUGAAAAGUUAAAAC